AUGUCUCGGAGACUCACCACUAAGUGGAAUCACUUUGACACUCAAGAAGUUGGAGGCAUUUUUCCUGUUACUUUUGCUUGCGACUGGUGGAGUGUGGGUGCACUGAUGUUUGAAUUAUUAACAGGAAGGACUUUAGUUUCUUGCCAUCCUGGAGGAAUUACAGCCCAUUCAAACAUUACUAUUCCCACUCACAUUUCUGUGGAAGCACGUGAUUUAAUAAUAAAGUUAUUAAAGUAUAAUGUAUCUGAGAGAUUAGGUUCUGGACCACAUGGAGUAGAAGAUAUCAAAUCACAUCCCUUCUUCCUUGGAUAUAAUUGGAAUAAAGUAUAUUCAUGAAGAAAAUAUUUUAAACAUUCAUCACAUUUCUGUUUAGUAUGAUUUAAACAUUAUAUAUUAGUAUACAUGAAAUUUGAUC
Centruroides sculpturatus (bark scorpion) is the source of this 415-nucleotide messenger RNA. RefSeq names its product ribosomal protein S6 kinase delta-1-like. Gene Ontology annotation, molecular function: ATP binding; protein kinase activity. The transcript has 4 exons. NCBI's taxonomy places the organism in Eukaryota, Metazoa, Arthropoda, Arachnida, Scorpiones, Buthidae. Bases 1 to 336 code for a protein of 111 amino acids. The record is from RefSeq and is a predicted model, not a curated record. Gene Ontology annotation, biological process: protein phosphorylation.